AUGGAGACGAGAGCAGGGGAAGACAUAGGCAGGGGAGAAGACCUCAGACCUCCACUCCUACCCCUGGCCGUCUCUCUCCACGAUUCUUUCCUCCACUCUCACUGCUCCGCCUGCUCCUUCCCUCUACCAAGUGCGCAUUUUACUCCCACUUCCCCCUCAAAUUCACCACCCCACCACCGCUACUGCUCCCCCGGUUGCUCCUCCCUUGACUCUCCUCCCUCCAUGUGUUCCCCUCCUCCUCUCGAAGACUCGUCCCACCUCCGCUUCUCCCUCCGCCUCCUCCAUAAACUAUUCCACUUUCAGAACGACGCGGUAGAAGUAAAACUGGAUAGGAUUGGAGGGUUAAUGACCAACUAUGAGAAAUUCUUGAAUUUGUCUGAAAAUGAGGAGGACGACGAGGCAUUGGAGAUGAUUAAGGAAGGUGCGAGGGCGAUGAAGCUCUUGGCGGGAAAAUUGGAGGGAGUGGUUGGGGUGGAGGAGGCGGUGAUUUGUUCUCCCCAAGCUUGUUUUCGGUUUGUAACGACGAAGACCAUACCUCCUCAACAAGUGGUGGAGGGAGAAUCCCAGCUCCUGCGGUUGAGAAUUUACCCUGCUGCCAUGGACGGUGGAACUGGUGAUGGACUUGAUGGUGAUUGCAAGAGUAGUAAGGGAUGUGGUCCGAGCAUCAUAGUCCGGAGCAUAAAAGGAGUUAAGAAAAAUGAGAGGAUACCAAUUACUUAUACUGAUUUGUUCCAACCUAAGGAAAUGCGGCAGGCUGAAUUGUUUACAAAUUACUGGUUCAAUUGUUGCUGUAAGCGAUGUACUGCAACUCCUGCAACUUAUAUUGAUCGUGCUUUGCAGGAAAUUUUUGUUUCUGGUGUUGAUGGUCUCAACUUGAUUUCCAAUGAAGACUCGUACAGAUCCAAAGCAACUGCAAAAUUCACGGAUUCAAUUGAUGGUGCUAUUGAUGAGUAUUUGAACUUUAACAAUCCCGAGUCAUGCUGUGAGAAGCUUGAGGAUUUGCUUACACAUGGGCACCCUCAAGAGCCACUGAAACCAAAGCCAGAAAAGUCACCUCAAUGCAUAAGGUUACACUUGUUUCAUCAUCAAUCUCUACAUGCAUACACCACUACACUUGCUUCAGCAUACAGAGUCCGUGCUAGUGACCUCUUGGCUUUUAAUCCUGAAAAUCAUCAGCAUCAAAUGGAAGCUUUCACUCUGAGCAGAAUAAGUGCAGCCUACUCCUUGUUGUUGGCUAUAGUUACACAUCAUCUUUUUCUUUCUGAAUCUUCAAUAAUUGCCUGUGCUGUGAAUUUCUGGAAAAAUGCUGGGGAGUCCCUAGUUUAUCUUUUUAGAAGCUCAGCCUGGGGUACAUUUUCCAAUUUACAGCAAUCUAGAAAAUAUGGAGCUUCCUUAGUCAUGAAAGUCGACAUCUGCAAGAAGUUAAAGAGCUCAUUGAUUUUAGAUGGCUUCUCACAGUGGAAACUCCCCUUGAUCUCGGAACUCGUCUUACUUGCCGGGAUAGCAGGAGUGUUUCCAGACUUCAAGAAAAGGAGCAUACCAACCUAG
Messenger RNA from Coffea arabica (coffee), 1548 nucleotides. Lineage: Eukaryota; Viridiplantae; Streptophyta; Magnoliopsida; Gentianales; Rubiaceae. The record is from RefSeq and is a predicted model, not a curated record.